This is a messenger RNA of Erigeron canadensis, 1783 nucleotides long. RefSeq names its product protein SRG1-like. The coding region runs from base 375 to 1430 and encodes 351 amino acids. The record is from RefSeq and is a predicted model, not a curated record. The transcript has 5 exons. NCBI's taxonomy places the organism in Eukaryota, Viridiplantae, Streptophyta, Magnoliopsida, Asterales, Asteraceae.
CAUAUCUCAAAAAACCACUUGCACACCAUCUGUUUGUUUAAAGUCCUCACUGAAAGUUCUCAUCUGGCUGGGGUCGUUAUUAGCUCUUAAAAGGGUGUAGUUUAUUAAUGUUUUCUGGCGUGGUGGUGACGUUGCAAAAAAGAGCCAUGCCAUUGGGUGUUACGUGGCAGCUAGAUGACGUGUCGUGUGAGUUGCUCUAAUCCAUUACUAUAAAGCUUGAGUGCUAGCUAGAGUGUAACAUUUGUAAAAGGUAGCAAAAAAAUCGAAGGCGGAGAUAGAUAAGUCAUAAAUCUCCACUUAUAUACAUUGUUGUAUGUAUGUAUAUGUAUAAUAUAGAAGCACAAUUAAGAGGGUGAGAGACAUAAAUAUAGACCAUGGAUGCAAAAGGAAGAGGUUUGGGGAGUUCAAUUUUGGUCCCUAGUGUACAAGAAUUAGCCAAGGAACGACUUGACAAGGUUCCGCCCCGAUACAUACGCCUUGAGGAUCCGCUUGUCGUAUCCUCGCUACCGUCUUCCUUGCCCGAGGUACCCAUAAUUGAUAUGGAGAAGUUAUCAUCUGAAUCUGAACUAGAAAAACUACACCUUGCUUGUAAAGAUUGGGGUUUCUUUCAGAUAAUAAAUCAUGGGGUGAGUGAGAUAUUGCUGGAGAAAGUGAAGGAAGAAACACAAGAAUUCUUCAAGUUGUCAUUGGAGGAAAAAAAGAAGUUUUGGCAAAAGGAAGAUGACGUGGAGGGAUUUGGACAAGCAUUUGUGGUGUCUGAGGACCAAAAGCUUGAUUGGGCUGACAUGUUCUUCUUGACUACCCUCCCUCAUCAUAUGAGAAAGUCACACUUGUUUCCAAAUCUACCCCUUCCAUUCAGAGACACUAUAGAAGCUUAUUCGGAAGCAGUUAAGGAUGCGGCUAUAAAAACUCUACUCUACAUUGCAAAAGCUUUGAAGAUGGAAACUAAAGACAUGAUGGAACUAUUCGAUGAAGGGUCAAUGCAGUCAAUGAGGAUGAACUACUACCCACCAUGUCCACAACCAGAGCAAGUAAUGGGUCUCACCCCUCAUUCUGAUGCUGUUGGGAUCACCUUUCUUCUCGAACUUAACGAUGUAGCAGGUCUCCAGAUAAAAAAGGAUGACAUUUGGAUCCCGGUUAAAGCACUUCCAAAUGCUUUUAUUUUAAAUAUUGGAGAGAUCAUCGAGAUACUAACAAAUGGACGGUAUAAAAGCAUUGAGCAUAGAGCAAUUGUCAACUCAGAGAAAGAGAGGUUGUCCAUAGCCACAUUUCUAAGCCCGAAUUUGGAUGGUGAGAUAGGACCAGCAGCAAGCCUAAUCACUCCUGAAACACCUCCAAAGUUUAAGAGGGUAACUGGUAUUGAUUUCUUCAGAAACCUAUUCUCCAGGGAACUCAAUAGUAAGACAAACCUUGAGCAAUACUAUAUAUAAUGUGGUUCAUUAAUGUGGUAUUCUACAUAUAUAUACACCAAGUAUGUCUUUGUACCUGUUGCUUGAUAAUAGAAAAUAAAGAUGCGUACAAUAACUUAUUGUUGAGGCUGGAUAUUAUACAACUGGACACAAGUGGAUUAUCUAAAAGAGAUCGACUGGUGGGGGUUAUAUACUUAUAUGGGAUAGUAUCAAAAAUGUUGUGGAAUGAAAACCGGUAGCUCGAUCUCUACUGGUGAGGUUUUACUCACGCCUCGGGUUACCUAUAAUUAACUAAAACUUUUGUUGUCCUUGGCUCCUUGGAGAAAAGAAUUUGGGUUGUGUAAUUGUUGUAUAUCGAUCUGGAUUUAUUUCUA